AGGGAGGGUUUGUGCUACCACUCCACUUUUCCCUGUCCUUCCCAGAGUGGGGGGUUAUUCUUGCUGCUUUGUGGUAGGUAAACAUACCCCCAUGAAUGGAAGAGCAGCUCCCAGCAUAGCUGCCUUAGUCUGGGGUUUUCCUUAUGUCUUAGGGACUACCCCAUGCGUCAUUAACCAAGGGGAACAGUGCAGUCCAGCCUUACAAGAGGGGUAGGAAUGGUUGGGUGCCCAGAGCUGGCUCUUACUGGUUCAGGGUUCUAUCCCCCCAGUACGGUAGGUAAAUGCUGGGUGCUUGGGCAGGUUCUUGGUGCCCAGAGAAGGUGCUGAUGUAUGGGCCCUGGGUCUGGUAGAAAGCCCUUCCCUCCCCUCUCCUUGCAGCCCACCAUUUCCCAGCGCUGGGCCCUGUUUCUCUGGUCUCCUUGGUGACAAUCUCAUCUCUCCUCGGCUUCUCUCCAGCACCUGAAAAUAGCCUCCGAAAGUGGAGAUGCCUGCUCCCUUCCCUGCUGCCAGCACCCGCACUGGCCAGGCUGCAGCCAGGCUGUUCUGCACAGCACAGCUGUAAGGGCCUGGCCCCAUGAGCCCCUGCACCACUGCGGGAUUUGGGCCACUCUCUGAGCCAGCACCAAGGCCCCGGCCUCAUCCCUCUUCCUCCUGCCUGGCAGCACCAGGAAACUCCUUGUACCCUGCCAUGGGCCAGUGUCCAGCUGUCCCCUGCAGCUGCAGAGCCCUGUCCCUUUAGCCCCGUAGCCACCAACCCGGUAGUUCACCCGCAGCUGCCCCGGGGCAGCCUGACAGCCUCCUAGAAACAGAAAAUUGAGCCGGGGCAGGCAGAGGGCGAGCAGGAGGGGGUGGGCCCUCGCAAGGAAGGAGGUAGCCCCACAGGUCAGGCUGCCCCCGCCGUGGGACCAGGGUCGCUGCGGACAGUGAGCUGCAGCAGGACCCCGGGUAGGGACAGGCAGGGCUGGGCAGCAACGAGGACAAAGGGUCCGCAUCCGCCCAGCCCACGGCCGGCCCCAGCUGUUCUCCAGCAUCCCCGUGGGGAGGGGAACGUGUGCCCCCACCCGCGACGGGACGGGGCAGCACCGGGCAGGCUGGAGCACCGUUCCUGGAGGACGGAGGUGCCCGGAGUAGGGUGUCCCUUCGCUCUCUACUCCCAGCCAUCUCUCCAUCGCCCCUCCCUCGGGUCCCCAAAGUCAGCGCUGUCCCCGGGGCCGAGACCACCUACUUCAGCCCGGGGCUGCGGGGUGGCUGCGGGCGCUGCUCGGUGGUGUCGGCCGUGUCCCCCCCCCGCGGCGGUGGGGGCAUGGCUGGCAUUGCUCGCUGACACUCUAUCUGCCAGGGCCACGCCAGCCGCGGGCCCAGAAUAGCAGCGCUGCCCUGCCGAUAGCAUGGAGCGGCUCCGCGGCCCCGCCGCGUCCCAGGUGGCGCUGCUGGAUGCUGUUGCGUGCCCUGAGGAGGAAGGAUUUCCAAAGGCUGUAUGCCCCAGGGAGGAGGAAGAGGAGGAGGAAGAAUACAGGAGACCUGUCACCUUCACCCUGGGAAAUGAGAUACUGGGGCUGGGCCCAGAGACGGAGUUUCAGAACCCUGAUGCUGAGGUCUAUAUGCACUUCCUGAGGAGCCACUGCUGUUAUGAUGCCAUCCCCACCAGCUGCAAGCUCGUUGUCUUUGACAUCUCCCUGGAGCAGAUCAAGAAAGCCUUUUUAGCACUGGUGGCCAAUGGGGUGCGUGCUGCCCCUCUCUGGGACAGCAAGAAGCAGAGCUUUGUGGGGAUGCUCACCAUCACCGACUUCAUCAACAUCCUCCACCGCUACUACCGCUCACCUUUGGUUCAGAUCUACGAGGUGGAGGAGCACAAGAUUGAGACCUGGAGAGAGGUGUACCUGCAGGGCUCCCUCAAGCCAUUGGUCCACAUCUCUCCGAGCAAUAGCCUCUUCGAUGCUGUCUACUGUCUGAUCAAGCACAAAAUCCACCGCCUGCCUGUCAUUGAGCCUAUCUCAGGCAAUGUCCUGCACAUCCUGACGCACAAGCGCAUCCUCAAGUUUCUCCAGAUCUUUGGUUCUACCAUCCCCAAGCCACGCUUCCUGAAGAAAACAGUGCAAGAACUGUGCAUUGGCACUUUCCGUGAUCUGGCUGUCGUGCCUGAGACUGCCCCACUCCACACUGCCUUGGACAUUUUUGUGGAUCGCCGUGUCUCUGCCUUGCCUGUCAUCAAUGAUUCUGGGCAAGUGGUUGGCCUGUACUCGCGGUUCGAUGUCAUUCACCUAGCAGCCCAGAAGACCUACAACAACCUGGACAUCAGUGUGAGGGAGGCACUGCAGCAACGCAGUAUCUGUCUGGAGGGGGUCCUCACCUGCUACCCCCACGAACCCAUGGAGGACAUAAUUGACCGCAUUGCCAAGGAGCAGGUCCAUCGCCUGGUUCUGGUGGAUGAGAACCGGUACCCGCGGGGCAUCGUCUCCCUCUCUGACAUCCUGCAGGCCCUUGUGCUCACUCCUGCAGGUAUCGAUGCUCUUAACUCUUAGCCCACGGUGCUCCACCUUUCUCCACUUGCAUCCUCAAUUUCUCUCCACUUCAGGUAGGCGCCACCCCCCAAUGAAUGUGUGCCUGUCCUCCCCCUGCUGCUGGGUCACCUGCCUCUGCCCCAUCCAAAGUGGUGCUGGGGGAUGGAGGAGGCUGGGGAUAGGGUCUGGCUGCACUGGGUGCGCAGGUGGGGACAGCAGGACGCAGAUGCUGCUUGUCCCAGGGUGACACAAGGAUCACAGGGGAUUCCUGGUGACUGUGAGGAAGGAUGGGGUCACCUUCCAUGGAGACACUCCGCCAGAGCCCCAUUUGGGCAUGUGGAAUGCAGGUUUGGCAGAUCCCAGGGUUUUGGGGUGUGAUGCACCCCAAGACAAAAGCCUAUUUUUGAUCUUGCUUCAAUUCCCCCCCCAAGACCUGAGCACUUCCAGGGCCAUUCCCAAGGGACACAGAGAAGACAGACCCCCGCUCACACACCCCAGACAUGCUGCCCACCACUAGCCAAAAGCAAAAUGUGGACAACCCAUGGGCCCCAGCUAGCAGAGCCCCCCACCCCCUCCACUUGCAGCAGCCCCAAAACUGUCUGUUCCAGAGUCAAGCCUCACUCCCAGGUGGCACUGGAACCAGACUGCCUGGCCACCUGCAGCUGGCUCUGCUCACCCACUGCCUAGUGAAUCCUCACUGGCUGUGGGUGGGCAUGGUCCUGACACCCACUGCAGCAUCUCUUUAGGGGUGAAAUGAGGAGGGGGGAGCUGGCUCCAGUUCCCAACUGCUUCCCAAAGGCAUCGAUCGAUCCUCACUCUGAAGACACCAGGGAAAUGCCACUGUCUUGUCUGACUGGGGGAUCUCUUGCAUGACCUGUGAGAAGGAGGCUUGGGCCUGAAGGUUCUCUGUGGGGAGGACAUGCCUGUUCACCCCAGCCCUCGGGCUCGUCUUGAGUCCAGGGCUAGAUCCUGCCAGCCUUGGAGAGG
Messenger RNA from Oenanthe melanoleuca, 3488 nucleotides. RefSeq names its product protein kinase AMP-activated non-catalytic subunit gamma 3 (gene PRKAG3). The record is from RefSeq and is a predicted model, not a curated record. The transcript is spliced from 13 exons. Bases 1389 to 2522 code for a protein of 377 amino acids. Lineage: Eukaryota; Metazoa; Chordata; Aves; Passeriformes; Muscicapidae.